Molecule: messenger RNA, 1857 nt
Organism: Closterium sp. Naga37s-1
Lineage: Eukaryota; Viridiplantae; Streptophyta; Zygnematophyceae; Desmidiales; Closteriaceae
Source: the annotation of a GenBank genome assembly
AUGGAGCCAACCCGCGUGCCGGCGGAGCGCGUGGACAACAUCUUCUUCAAGAAGCUCGGCGUCGAAUUCCGCCUCGCGUCGGCCAAGGACGUGCAGGAUGCGAGCCGGCGCGACGAUGGACGGCCAGGAUCCGACGGCGAGGAUGAUAACGGCGGGUUCGGAGGGGACGGGCUGUCGCUGCCUCCCGGCGGGUCUCGCCUGGCCGUUUCCAACAAGUUCGGCGUCUCCGUGCUCGCCGGCGCUUGCGGCUUCUACGCGGCGCACACGCGCGAUCUGCUCGUCGUCGCCAUGGGCUACAAACGCCGCGCCGAGGCGGGCGACACAUUCCUCGACGCGCCGCUCUAUGCCGGCGCUACAGCCGUGCGGCGCUACCGCCAGGACGGCAUCACGGCUGUAGCGCUGGCGGCGGACGAGCUCACGCUGGCGGUUGUAGCGGGCGCGCGCGUCGCGCUCUACAGCCUGCCGGCGCUGGUCGCGCCGUCUCCUGUGCUCAAAACAGACGAGGAGGCGCUGGUGGCGGAGGGGGCGGCGUGCAAGGCGGCGGAGGCGAGCGGCGCAGCAGUGCGCAUGGAGAGCCCCCCCGCGCCCCUGCACACUGUACACGUCGCGGAGGCCCUGCAGGCCACGGGGCGGGGCGGAGAGGGGGAGGAGGGCGCGCGCGUGGCGGAGUGGGGGUGGAACCCGGAGGUGGCGGGGAGCUUUAUGAUGCGCACGGAGGGGGGGAUGGUGCUGGCAGGGCGCGUGGGGCAGGCGGGACUCAAGCUCGUUGCUGAUGGCGCAGCUGCUGGUAUGCAUUCCGCUGCUGCUCUCUGCUUUAGCCUCUCUCCCUUCCACCCGUCACCCCCUCCCCACCCUUUUUCCCAUCACGCCUCCCUCAGCCGCGUGGAGCCCCUGUGGCAUGUUCCUUCUGGCAGUGUGCUCCCCUCCGCGUGGAGCCCGUGUGGCAUGUUCCUGGCGGUGUGCUCCGCCUCAGCGCGUCUCACCUUCCACUCCGACCUGCUGCUGCCGCUCUUCUCGCUCUCCCUUGAUCUUCCCCCCUUGGGCGAUUGCCCCACAUCGGUGACAUCGGUGCGGUGGGUAGCACCCAACGCGCUGCUGGUGGAGGGGGAGGCGGAGGAUGAGGACUUUGGGGAGCCCACACGCUCGCUCUUCUGCCUCUCCUCAUUACACGGCAACCUGCACGAGGUAUGCUCUCUGCUGCACGGCAACCUGCACGAGGUAUGCUCUCUGCUGCACGGCAACCUGCACGAGGUAUGCUCUCUGCUGCACGGCAACCUGCACGAGGUAUGCUCUCUGCUGCACGUCAACCUGCACGAGGUAUGCUCUCUGCUGCACGGCAACCUGCACGAGGUAUGCUCUCUGCUGCACGGCAACUUGCACGAGGUAUGCUCUCUGCUGCACGGCAACCUGCACAAGGUAUGCUCUCUGCUGCACGGCAACCUGCAUGAGGUAUGCUCUCUGCUGCACGGCAACCUGCAUGAGGUGCGCCCUGCCCUCUGCACAGUGUGCCAAGACCGCUGCAUCUUUCCACUCCUUCCCUCGCCCUGCUGCUUGAAGCAUGUUCCUUCCGUGCUGGCCCAUCACCCCGCGCUCUCACCCCUUACCUCCCGUGCUGGCUCCACCCACCCCACCCCACCCACCCCGCCUGUGUGGGCCGGGCAGGAGGCGAGCAGCAAGCAGGUGCGCCAGCUGGAGGGGGCGUUUGCCGGCGUGGAGGACGUGCCAGGUGGCGGCAUGCUAUUGGCCACGCUGCAGCAGUGGUGCGUGCCGUGCCUCUCCUCCUCAACAGCCCACUGUUGCAUUGCAUGCCCUCCGUCCCCUUGCGCAUGCAUGUGUCUUUCAACAGCAACCCAUUGA